Molecule: messenger RNA, 1587 nt
Organism: Penicillium brevicompactum
Lineage: Eukaryota; Fungi; Ascomycota; Eurotiomycetes; Eurotiales; Aspergillaceae
Gene: cox15
Product: cytochrome c oxidase assembly protein cox15
Exons: 3
Coding region: 1-1587 (528 amino acids)
Biological process (GO): heme A biosynthetic process
Cellular component (GO): mitochondrial inner membrane
Molecular function (GO): oxidoreductase activity, acting on NAD(P)H, heme protein as acceptor
Source: RefSeq, a predicted model, not a curated record
AUGAUCAGAGUCUCAUCUCUACUUUUCGUAGUGUUGGCCGUGCUACACGGAGCGACAAAUGCUCCGCCGCUGAUUGGCCGAUCAGCAUUCCGCGAUAUCGGGGGCUCUCUGCCUCUAUGGAGGAGUGUUGCGCCUCGCUUGGCGAAGGACCUCUUCACUUGUCGCCAAUGUUUGCGGAAUCAAGGAUACGCAGCCAAAUCUAUCCGCCAAUUGAGCUCAUCCCCGUCUCGCCAACCGAGCAAGAUUCAAUCGAGCAUCUUCACCGAUAAAACCCGCCAAUUCUUCACCUCCAGUCUCAAGCGUUCGAGCGCCGCGCCGACCGUUACCGAAGCAAUCGCAGAGGGUGCCGCGAAGAGCAAGUCUAGCUUCCCUAAGAUCAGCGAUAAGGCAGUAGCCUACUGGUUGCUUGGUAGCGCGGUUAGUGUUUUUGGAAUUGUUGUCUUUGGUGGUUUGACACGUUUGACGGAAUCUGGAUUGAGUAUCACAGAAUGGCGACCUGUUACCGGAUCUCUGCCUCCGAUGAACGCGGAACAUUGGGAAUCUGAGUUUGCGAAAUACCGUGCUUCCCCCGAGUUCCAAUUGCUCAACCCGAACAUGACCCUGUCCGAAUUCAAGUCGAUCUACUACAUGGAAUGGAUCCACCGUCUUUGGGGUCGGUUCGUCGGAAUGUCAUUUGUCCUUCCCGCUGUUUACUUCGUCGCUCGGAAGAAGGUUUCUACGCCCAUGGCGUGGCGUCUCUUUGGAAUCGCUGGUCUUAUCGGUUUCCAGGGUUUCCUGGGAUGGUGGAUGGUCAAGUCUGGCUUGAAGGAUGAUCUCUUCGCUCCUGGCAGUCACCCCCGAGUUAGCCAGUACCGCCUGACUGCCCACUUAGCCGCUGCCUUCACUUGCUACGUUGCAAUGCUGUGGAAUGGUCUGGCUAUCCUGCGGUCUCACAGACUGAUGGCCGAUCCCGUUGCCGGUAUGGAACAGCUGAACGCGCUCCGCAACCCGAAGUUGGCUCUCUUCCGCCGCUCCGUUGCUGGUAUUGCUCUUCUGGUCUUCACCACCGUCGUUUCUGGUGGUCUUGUCGCUGGUCUUGAUGCUGGUCUUAUCUACAAUGAGUUCCCCUUCAUGGGCAACGGGCUUACGCCUCCCAGCUCAGAACUCUUCGAUGCCCAUUACUCUCGUCACGAGGAUCGCUCUGAUCUGUGGUGGCGCAACAUGCUCGAGAACCCUUCUCUUGUCCAGCUUGAUCACCGAAUCCUCGCUACAACCACCUUCACCGUGAUUUGUGCUUUGAUGGCUUACACUCGCGGCUCACCUACCAUGAAGCGCUUCCUUCCUGCACCCGCCAGAAAGGGCGUGCACGGCGUCUUCGCUUUUGCUUGCUGCCAGGUCGCCCUUGGUAUUUCUACCCUCCUUUAUCUUGUCCCCACCCCUCUUGCUUCCGCCCACCAGGCUGGUAGCUUGUUCCUUCUCACCUGGGUCAUGAUCCUGGGCAGCCGUGUAUGGCACCCAACCCGUACAGCCAAGCUUCUGCAGAUGGCCAUCAAGGCUCGCUCCCAGUACCCUGCCAACACGGCGGCUUCGGCUGUGAAGAGAAUCUGA